Molecule: messenger RNA, 5533 nt
Organism: Contarinia nasturtii (swede midge)
Lineage: Eukaryota; Metazoa; Arthropoda; Insecta; Diptera; Cecidomyiidae
Gene: inaE
Product: sn1-specific diacylglycerol lipase alpha
Exons: 18
Coding region: 462-4097 (1211 amino acids)
Biological process (GO): lipid metabolic process
Cellular component (GO): postsynaptic membrane; dendrite membrane
Source: RefSeq, a predicted model, not a curated record
CAUUGUCGAGCGUGCACACUCAACGAACAUUGUGUGUGUGUUUUUUUUUCGUCGCUCUGCUUCUUCUUCGUUUCAAUCUUGCUUUUACUGUCGAUAUUUUGUGUGUCGUUUCAAGUCAGUCAGUCAGCAAAAGACAUCAUCUAAAUGUAUACAUAAUCCAAAUUGUGCUCUCUACGACCGUAACUCCGUAAACACACACACACACCGAAUAAAAAAAUCCAGUGUAGUGCCGUUCUAUUCCGAAAUCCGGAUCCCAAUCAUUCAGUUUAAUGUGUGUACUUACAGUCGUAUUUUUGGACUUGAAAAAUUUAUACUGCGGCAAAAAUGUCUUAUCGAAUAAUUAAUACAAAAAAACUCAUCGAAUCGUCGUAAAUAAAUCGACGUCUGCGAAGCGUCACGUGAAUGACGGCUUUAUACUAUUUCGGACAAAAUUCAGUAAUCAUCAUCAACCAUUCGAAAAGAUGCCCGGUUUAAUUGUGUUUCGAAGGCGCUGGUCCGUUGGUUCAGACGACCUCGUUGUUCCCGGCGCAUUUUUAUUCACAGUUCAUUUGAUUUGGCUUAUCAUAUUGUCGUUGUCAGUUAUAUACUUAGAAUAUGAUAUGUCCAACAAACCCAUAGAGCUGUUGUUUUUCUAUAAAAUCGGAUAUAUUUGCAUACUUGUUGUUUCGAUAACUAUAGAGUUGGGAAUAUGUAUUAUAUCAAUGCGAGGAAGCAUUUUAGAUACGGCGCCUAGAGUCCACAUACACUACUGGCUAUAUUCAAAACUAGCUAUGAUUAUUGUAGAUGUAACGUGGCUCACAUUGGGCGUAGUGUGGCUCUUAAACUACUAUAUGUCCGUGCAAAUUGGUGAAGCCAGAGAAAUUAUGCUCGGAUUAGUCAUAUGUAACUGGGCUGUUUUACUGAGUAUUUUUAUAACAAUAUGGUGUACGUUCGAUGCGGCUGGUCGUUCAUGGGUAAAAAUGAAAAAAUAUCAACGGUCAAUGAGAGAAAGUGAAUCUAGAUUUAACUACAAAAGGAGCGGUAGCAUGAAUCGUAAUUGGAGACAAAGAAAAGUAAUUCGAGCUUAUCAAGACAGCUGGGAUCACCGAUGUCGUCUGCUAUUCUGUUGCAUGAGCUCAUCUGAACGUAAUCACAACUCAUUUGCUGAUAUUGCACGUUUAUUGAGCGAUUUCUUUCGUGAGUUAGAUGUUGUACCGUCUGAUGUUGUUGCUGGUUUGGUGUUAUUGCGAAAAUUUCAAAAGGUUGAACGUCAACACAUUGUCAGACAGAAAAGGAACGGAACUUACGAGUUUUUAAGUGGUGUUCCAAUUACCGAACGAACACAAUUCCUUCGACUCAACGAUCCCAAAGACUAUGAAUGUUUUCAGAUGGUCAUACAUUACAUGCACUACGCUCUCAGCGCGUAUGGUUGGCCUAUGUUCUUAAUGACACACUCAAAAACUGGAUUGUGUCAACUAUGCACAAAAGUUCGAUGCUGUUGUUUCUCAUGUUGUCGCAGUAACAAAGAAACCACUGAUAUUAUUGAUGAUAAUUGCUGUAAAUGCAACUAUGCAGCGAUGAAACGCAUGUUAAGUCAAACCGAAGCUGAAGUGAUUUAUACAACAUUUCAUGUUGACGUGGGUGAAACACCAUUUUUUGUUGCAGUUGAUUAUACAAAAGAAAAGAUUGUGGUGAGCAUUCGGGGAACGUUGAGCAUGAAAGAUGUGCUUACCGAUUUAAAUGCAGAAGGUGAUGUGUUACCACUUGAACCGCGUCGCGAUGAAUGGGUCGGGCAUAAGGGUAUGGUUCAGGCGGCUGUCUAUAUUCGUAAUAAAUUGGAGGACGAAAAUUUAAUUCAACGAGCACAACAGCAUAAUCUUGAGCGAAAAACCGAUAAAUUCGGUUUGGUGUUGGUUGGACACUCGCUUGGUGCUGGGACAGCAGCGAUUUUGUCAAUUUUAUUGAAACCACAAUAUCCAUCGAUCCUAUGUUUCUCAUAUUCGCCACCCGGAGGAUUAUUGAGUAUGCCAGCGGUUGAGUACUCAAAGUCUUUUAUAACAUCGGUGGUUGUGGGUAAAGAUGUUGUGCCACGUAUCGGUUUAUAUCAAAUGGAAGCGCUUCGAGCUGAUUUAAUAAAUGCUAUAAAACGAAGUGUUGAUCCAAAGUGGAAAACUAUCACAUGUUCGAUGAUAUGCUGCUGUAAUAUCCUGCCAACAUCGGUGCUUGAAAUGAGCAGUCACGAUGCCCAUGUAAAUAACUACGAACAGGAGAGAUAUACCGCCCGCAAAGCUAGCACCCAUCCGAAUGACAGUUCAAUUGCGCUGACACUACACAAUCCAUUGUAUCCACCUGGAAGAAUCAUUCACAUCGUUCGUCAUCACCCGAGUCCCGAAGAACAAAAAUACGAGCAAGGCUGGAGACAAGUAUUGAAAACUCAUGAGCCGGUGUAUCAAGCCAUUUGGGUGGAUAACAAUGAUUUCGAUGAAGUGCUCAUCUCGCCAGCCAUGAUACAGGACCAUAUGCCUGACACUGUCUUAGCCGCGCUUAAUAAAGUUAUAACAACGCAUGGUCCGCGAAAGCCACAACGUCAAUCAUCGAAUGUUAAUUUAUCUAUUGAGUCUGAUCUAAAUAUGAUGAUGACGCCAAAUAAUUCGCAACAAGUGUGUUUAGAAACAUCAUUUACAAGCCUUCAAAGUCCUGGUGAACCAUUUCCAUUAAUCUCAUGUUCAAGCAAAGCAUCAUCGAUGGCCGGCAGUUUAUUCAGUCGAAGUCAAUUAAAUUCAAUAUUACAUUAUGAUGGUACGGGUGAUGAACAUUUGAUCGCACGAAGUACAUCAGCUGUGCCGAGUGAUGCAACCACUGUGAUAUUAGCCGAUCACUCGUAUCGAACAAAAAGUGUUGCAUUUGAUAUAAAAAGUUCGACUGUAUCGACCACAUCACCGUCACCCAAUUUCUUCUUAAAAAGCAUUCUACAUCGCCAAACCAAUGAGGCAAAACGAAAAGUGAACGUUGAAGGGUCGCAAUCACGGCGACCACCACCACGACGGAUUGAGUUUGCAAAAGACGAUUGUCUUGGCAUGGCACCACUUGCCAGCCCCGAAACACUUUCGGAAAUAUCAAGCAUCAGCUCUCGUACUAGUUUAGCAUUUAAUUUGGCAUCAUCAAUUGAAAACUAUUUGCAUCGAAUAAAUACAAUGCCAUCGAAUGCAAAUCAUAUCGAUCUAAAUGAUUGUGAUCUCAUUGAAUCUCAGUUACAUACACCAAAGGUGAUGCGAAGAGCACCAAAAAUAACUGGCAAUCUAUCAACAUGCGCUGAUGAUUGGCAAUCGGUUGACAAAUACAAGCGAAUGGGAAAAAUUUUCAUCACAAAUCCAGUGCCUUUGUUAAGCAGCAAUUCAAGCGGCGAUAGCUUUGAGUCAACGCAUAGCCUCACUAAAUCGAAAUGCUGUACAACGAAUCCAACGGAAAAUUCCAGCAGAUCAGCAGAUAAUUUGGAUAACGAUACACCGAUCAAAGCAUCAUCGAUUAACACAAAUAAAUUGACAAUGAGUGACAGUGCCAUAUUGGAUGGAUGUAAUUCAAAGUGUCCACGUUGUCCGUGCACACGAUCAACAUCAUCGUUACGCGUUCCAUGUUGUCGACGCAAUGAUCAUAGUUGGUGCAUGGAAAUGCCAGACGAUCCAUCACAAAAUCAAACCAGUUCAAGUGAUACGUAUCACAGUGCAUUCUCAUCAUUGGCCACCAUCGAAACGUAUCCGUUACAACGACCAUUGCCGUGUGGCGUUCUUGAAUCACAUUUUCCCGUUUAUUCGGAUAAUGCAGGUAAUGAAGAAUCAACAUCAUUAUUACCGGCCAGCGUUCGAUCCUCGAAAAUUGUCCGAGUGGACAACAAUCGGCACACGAAUAAUGGGAAAAAGGAUGCCGGUUUCAAACGAUAUGCCAACGAUUAUGAAAAUGAACGGCGCGUUUCACGCAACGAUUCCCUUCCAUUGCUUGCAAAUUUAGUUGAACGAAGUUCACCAAAUAGCUUUAAUCGACGCAGAAAUCAUACUGUUUAUCCAAUCACCUCAUCGCCGCCACGAUAUUCACCAUCCAAACGCACCGAAAGCAAUGUAUAAAAAUGACAACACUGCAACAUCUUCACAAUACAUGUAUACAUUUAUAAGUAGUGAAUCAGUUUUUGUAGAGAAAUGGAAAAUGUCAACAGAAAUGAUAACAAUACAAUUGUGCUCAUUUUUAGUCAUUUAUUGUGCCAAACUCAAUUGAGCUAAUUGACACGAUUCUAUUUAAAGAAGAAAAAUAAUGUCCUUGCACGCUUUAUUUACACACACACACACAAACACGUCGACUAACAUGUCCAUCGUUUAUUUGGAUAAUAACAAAAAAAUAAUAAUCAGCGCGCAUCAUCUUUAUACUUUUGAGAUAAAAAAAAAUGUAUCUUAAUUUUCAAGAUUGAUCGGUCUAUAGAUACAAACUUAUAUUUAAAAAAAAAGAGACAAUUGAACCGUGUAUGAAAAUGGAAUUGUUUGAUUUAUAUGUUAUUUAUGAAAAGUGUUUAAGAAUGAAGUAAAAAAAAGAACCAUCUAUCGACUGGUCGAUUCAAGAGAAAAAAUACCGUGUGAUUUAUAUAUUUAUUUCAUUCUUUUUUUAGUUUAUAAAUUUGAGCUUUAAUCGGUGGAAAGAGGUCUUUCCUUAGGUACUUAACGACCAGCUCGAUUUGUCUCGAUUAUAAUGAAUAUUUAUGAAAAAAAAGAAUUGAGUUUACAAAUAAAAAAAUAUAGUCAUUUUUUCAAAAAAAAAAAUCGUUUCAAAAACAGAAAUUAAAGUCCAUGACGAUUGGUUUCAUUGAAGCGACGAUAAACUGAAAGAAUAAUACAAUUAAACAAUAAACCGAAAUGUUCUGUGGUUCUAUGUAGUUUAAUGUUUGAACUGUUAGCGAAGAAAAAGUAAAAUGUUUUAAAGUGUACUGUCCAUCCUUGAAAUAUAAUUGUGUGUCACCCUCCCCCUUCUCCUCCGCAGAGAUUAGAGAUAUAAAUAUUAGAUAAAUUUACCAGUACCUAGCCAACCUAGCCAACCUAUCUAAAAUCACUUCACACCAAUAACACUAGAAAAUUAAUUCAAUAAUUUAGAAAUAACGAAUAGAAAAACAACUUUUAAUGUCUUUCUCCUUCCAAUGCUAAUUCUAAAUUUCAUACCAAUUGCCUGAGUGAACACUUUCAAUCUAACUUUCUUCUCAGCUUCUUCUGAUCUACACACAAAUACGUUUCAAUUAAAUAAUUUUCUAUGAAAUGAAUCGAAUAUUGACACAAUCAUACUGUGUCUACAGAUAAUUUAUGAUUAUUUUAAUAGUAGAAUGGUAAAUCAAGAGAUCUGCAUCAUGUAUAUGUAUGUUUUGUUUAGUUUCUAGAGGAUGCUGUGCAAUUACCGGACCGUUUACAUUGUGUAAACAAUAAAUCAAUAAAAAAAUAUAUGAUAAUGAAUUUUUUUAUAAAAAAAAUUGAAAUUACCAAAUAAGUGAUUAGAUGUAGAUGGAAAAUGGAAUGUUUAAUUUAAU